CAUCACCAUUUUCAAAAUUAUAGCAUGGGAGAGAAAUGUGCUGUUCUUCACUGUGAUAACUGUCCAGGUCAAAACAAAAACCGGUAUGUGAUUGGAUAUUUGCUAUGGCGGGUAUUGAUUGGGCUACAUCGAGCAAUUGAACUUCACAUGCAGAUACCAGGGCAUACAAAAUGUCAAGUGGAUGCAGGCUUUGCUCAGAUCAAAAAGAAGUACAGGAGAUCAGAUUGUGACACUCUACAGCAUGUUGCUGACGUAGUCUCCAAGUCCUCCAAAACACUGCUGCCUGGAGUUGUAUUAUGCAGCGUUGAUGUAGAUGGCGACAAGGUCCCAGUAAUCCUCAGUAAUCACGACCAAAUCAGUGUAAAUCUACCACCAGAGAUAAUGCCGGGCGGACUCAGUAGAGAACGACAGGAAUAUUUAUACAAACAUAUCAGACCUCAUGUCCGGGAAUGUUUCAGGGACACAACAUGUCCAGAAUUUCAUGAAGAAUAAGUGAAAGUUUCAAUUGUUUCCGACAAUGAUUAACGUCAUUUCAACGUCAUUUUUUGUAACGUCAUUGAAAUAUUAUCUUAACCUUUGACAGCCUAUAUCUCAGUAAAUAUGCUGAAUAUUUGACCCAAACUUCACAUGUGUCUUUUUAAUGUUGUUUUCUAUCAUAUUCCAUUAAAAAGUUAAUUUUGA
Messenger RNA from Ostrea edulis (European flat oyster), 681 nucleotides. RefSeq lists its product as uncharacterized. NCBI's taxonomy places the organism in Eukaryota, Metazoa, Mollusca, Bivalvia, Ostreida, Ostreidae. Bases 25 to 492 code for a protein of 155 amino acids. The record is from RefSeq and is a predicted model, not a curated record. The transcript is spliced from 4 exons.